Molecule: messenger RNA, 872 nt
Organism: Delphinapterus leucas (beluga whale)
Lineage: Eukaryota; Metazoa; Chordata; Mammalia; Artiodactyla; Monodontidae
Source: RefSeq, a predicted model, not a curated record
AAACCUACCACCCCUUGUUUUUUAAGAAACUGAUUUGAGUUAAGCAGUUCUUUUACUAGGGACAUGUUCCAUUUGAGUUUCCUGUGAGAUAUCCAGGUGGAGAUGUACAUAGGUAAUAUGGAGCUCAGUUGAGAAGGUCUGUUUCUGUACUAGUCCUUAUAAUUUCAGUUAAAACAACCUGAUGGGCACCAACACCCAUACAUAGGCGCGAACCGGCGUGUCCUUGGGCUUAGAGAGCGGGACGUUCGGCUUGCGAGAGGGAACCUCUUAGUCGUGUACGGAGAAAGAACGAUUUAAAAAUGGGUGAUGUUGAGAAGGGCAAGAAGAUUUUUGUUCAGAAGUGUGCCCAGUGCCAUACUGUGGAAAAGGGAGGCAAGCACAAGACUGGGCCAAAUCUCCGUGGUCUGUUGGGGCGAAAGACAGGUCAGCCUGUCGGAUUCUCUUACACUGAUGCCAACAAGAACAAAGGCAUCACCGGGGGAGAGGAGGCACUGAUGGAGUGUUUGGAGAAUCCCAAGAAGUACAUCCCUGGAACAAAAAUGAUCUUCGCUGGCAUUAAGAGGAAGGGAGAAAGGGCAGUCUUGAUAGCUUAUCUCAAAAAAGCUAAUGCGUAAUCGUUGGCCACUGCCUUAUUUAUUAUGAAACAGAUGUCUCAUGACUUUUUAUAUGUACCAUAUUUAAAUUGAUCUCAUACACUAGAAUUCAGAUCAUGAAUGGCUGAUUUUUUGUCCUGAUUUAAAUAACAUUGGCUUGUGGCUAAACGAAUAUGGUCAGCUUUUUGAAUUUUGAUAGUAAUUGCGGUUCAACAAGUACUAUCACUGCUUUCCCUUUCUAAAGAGAUGAUUAAACUUGAAUAAGGAAUAUUAAACUUU